CAGUGGCAAAGGACUUCCUCAGUCUACAAUUUCUUUUGAUGGCAUCUAUGCGAAUAUGAGGAUGGUUCAUAUACUUACAUCAGUUGUUGGAUCCAAAUGUGAAGUUCAAGUGAAAAAUGGAGGUGUAUAUGAAGGAGUUUUUAAAACAUAUAGUCCUAAGUGUGAUUUAGUGCUCGAUGCUGCUCAUAAGAAAACCACAGAUUCCAGCCCUGGGCCAAAGCGUGAAGAUAUCGUGGAGAGGAUUUUGUUCAAGUGUUCAGACUUUGUAGUGGUACAGUUCAAAGACAUGGAUUCCAAUUAUGCCAGAAGAGAUGCUUUUACUGAUUCAGCUAUCAGUGCUAAAGUAAAUGGCGAACACAAAGAGAAGGACCUUGAACCAUGGGAUGGAGGUGAAACUGCUACUACUGAAGAGUUUGAGGCUUUAGAGACUGAUGUUUCUAAUGGAUGGGAUCCCAAUGAUAUGUUUCGAUAUAAUGAAGAAAAUUACGGUGUAGUUUCCACCUAUGAUAGCAGUUUGUCAUCAUAUACGGUACCAUUAGAAAGAGAUAACUCGGAAGAAUUUUUAAAACGGGAAGCACGAGCAAACCAGUUAGCUGAAGAAAUUGAAUCAAGUGCUCAAUACAAAGCUCGGGUAGCCCUUGAAAAUGAUGAUAGAAGCGAAGAAGAAAAAUAUACUGCUGUUCAGAGAAAUGCCAGUGACCGUGAGGGGCACAGCAUCAACACUAGAGAAAGCAAGUACAUUCCACCUGGACAAAGAACCCGAGAUGUCAUGACUUGGGGAAGUGGUAGACAAAAUUCACCAAGGAUGGGCCAGCCUGCAUCUGGUCCCACCCCAUCCAGAUCUGGAUCUCAUACUUCAGAGUUUAACCUGAAUUCUGCAGCAGACCAAAGAGUCGUUAAUGGAGGUGUUCCCUGGCCAUCGCCUUGCCCAUCUCCUUCCUCUCGCCCACCUUCUCGCUACCAGUCAGGUCCCAACUCUCUUCCACCUCGGGCAGCCACCCCUACAAGGCCGCCCUCCAGGCCCCCCUCGAGGCCAUCCAGACCCCCGUCUCACCCCUCUGCUCAUGGUUCUCCAGCUCCUGUCUCUACUAUGCCUAAACGCAUGUCUUCAGAAGGACCGCCAAGGAUGUCGCCAAAGGCCCAAAGACACCCUCGUGGUCACCGAGUUUCUACUGGGAGGGGCUCAAUCUCCAGUGGUUUAGAAUUUGUUUCCCAUAAUGCACCAGGCGAAGUAUCUGCUCCUCCUGUAGCACGGAGUAGCCCCUCAGGAGGAACAUGGUCAUCAGUGGUCAGUGGGGUUCCAAGAUUAUCUCCGAAAACACACAGACCGAGGUCUCCAAGGCAAAACAAUAUUGCAAAUACUCCUCCUGGUCCAAUUCUCUCUUCUCCCCAAGCUGGGACUGUGCCCACAGAAUCUGUUGCUGUGCCUGUGCCAGCUGCAUCUCCUACACCUGCCAAUCUUGCUUCCAACCGAGCAGUUACCCCAUCUAGUGACGCUAAAGAUUCUAGGCUUCAAGAUCAGAGGCAAAAUUCACCAGCUGGAAACAAAGAAAAUAUUAAGCCGAGUGAGACCUCCCCAAGCUUUGUAAAAGCAGAAAAUAAAGGUAUAUCACCCAUUGUUUCAGAACAUAGAAAACAAAUUGACGAUUUAAAGAAAUUUAAGAAUGAUUUUAGGUUACAGCCAAGUUCCACCCCUGACAAUGUGGAUCACCUGCUCAACAAAAACAGAGAAGGAGAAAAGUCGAGAGAUAUGAUCAAAGACCAGCCUGAACCCAGCUCUAAGGACAUUCUCCUGGAGAAUAUCAGUGCUGGCUGCCCAAGCAGCAGCAGCAAGCCAAGCAGCCCUUGCAUUUCUCCAUCAGCCAGUGGGAGCUCCGACCAGAAGAGAGGUCCGGAGGUCACUUCCCAAGGUGUGCAGACUGCCAGUCCGGGGAAUAAACACGAGAAGGAGGAUCAAGAAGACAAAAAAGAUGCAGCCGAGCAAGUUAGGAAAUCUACAUUGAAUCCCAAUGCCAAGGAGUUCAAUCCACGUUCUUUUGCUCAGCCAAAGCCUUCAACAACUCCUACUUCCCCUCGUCCUCAAGCUCAGCCAAGCCCUUCUAUGGUGGGUCAUCAGCAGCCAACUCCAGUAUAUACUCAGCCAGUUUGUUUUGCACCAAAUAUGAUGUACCCAGUUCCAGUGAGCCCAGGCGUGCAGCCUCUGUAUCCUAUACCUAUGACGCCUAUGCCAGUGAACCAAGCCAAGACAUAUAGAGCAGGUAAAGUACCAAAUAUGCCCCAACAGCGGCAAGAUCAGCACCCCCAGAACACCCUGAUGCACCCUGCCUCAGCUGCAGGCCCGCCCAUCGUGGCCACACCGCCAGCCUACUCAGCACAAUAUGUGGCCUACAGCCCUCAGCAAUUUCCCAAUCAGCCUCUUGUUCAGCAUGUGCCACAUUAUCAAUCUCAGCAUCCUCAUGUCUAUAGUCCUGUGAUACAGGGUAAUACUAGAAUGAUGGCCCCGCCAACCCAUGCCCAGCCUGGUUUAGUAUCCUCCUCAGCAGCUCAGUAUGGUGCUCAUGAGCAGACACAUGCGAUGUAUGCAUGUCCCAAAUUACCAUACAACAAGGAGACAGGCCCUUCUUUCUACUUUGCCAUUUCUACUGGUUCCCUUGCUCAGCAGUAUGCUCAUCCUAAUGCUACCCUGCACCCACAUACUCCACAUCCUCAGCCUUCUGCCACCCCUACUGGACAACAACAGAACCAACAUUCGGGAAGCCACACUGCACCUAGCCCUGUGCAGCACCAUCAGCACCAAGCUGCGCAGGCCCUUCAUCUGGCAAACCCCCAGCAGCAGCCGGCCAUUUACCAUGCCGGUCUGGCACCGACCCCACCUUCUAUGACACCGGGCUCAAAUACACAAUCUCCACAAAAUAGUUUCCCAGCAGCACAACAAACAGUCUUUACGAUUCACCCCUCUCAUGUCCAGCCUGCAUAUACCAACCCACCCCACAUGGCCCACGUACCUCAGGCUCAUGUACAGUCAGGAAUGGUUCCUUCUCAUCCAACUGCUCAUGCUCCAAUGAUGCUAAUGACGACCCAGCCACCUGGCGGUCCCCAGGCCGCCAUCGCUCAAAGUGCACUACAGCCCAUUCCAGUCUCGACAACAGCGCAUUUCCCUUAUAUGACGCACCCUUCAGUACAAGCCCACCACCAACAGCAGUUGUAAGGCUGCCCUGGAGGAAGCAAAAGGCCAAAUUCCCUCCUCCCUUCUACUGCUUCUACCAACUGGAAGCACAGAAAACUAGAAUUUCAUUUCAUUUUUUUUUAAAAAAAAAAAUUGAUUUCUCGUAACAUCCAAUAGGAAUGCUAACAGUUCACCUUGCAGUGGAAGACAUUUGGACUGAGUAGAGGCAUGUAGGCCCUUGCGGGUAUCCCGUAAUUCCAUGCAAGUGCCCCAACUCUGCUUGCUGAAAACUGGAAGUUAUUUAUUUUCUAAUGACCCUUCAAAGUCAUGAACUCAUCAGCUAGCAAAAGAAGUAACGAGUGAUUCUUGCUGCUAUUACCGCUAAAAAUCAAGACUUGGAAAGCCCCUUUUACUAAACUUGAAAAAGGUUCAGUAAAUUCUUAUCGUCAAACUGAUGGAUUAUUAUUUAUAAAUCAAGUUUGAUGAGGUGAUCACUGUCAACAGGCAGUGGUGCUACUUUUAAGUUAAGGGAAAACACUUUUACUUUGUAGAUAAUAUAAAAUAAAAACUAAAAAAAAAUUUAAAAAUAAAAAAGUUUUAAAAACUGAUACAA
This is a messenger RNA of Antechinus flavipes (yellow-footed antechinus), 3779 nucleotides long. RefSeq names its product ataxin 2 (gene ATXN2). The record is from RefSeq and is a predicted model, not a curated record. Gene Ontology annotation, biological process: cytoplasmic stress granule assembly. The coding region runs from base 56 to 3208 and encodes 1050 amino acids. Lineage: Eukaryota; Metazoa; Chordata; Mammalia; Dasyuromorphia; Dasyuridae. The transcript has 24 exons. Gene Ontology annotation, molecular function: RNA binding. Gene Ontology annotation, cellular component: cytoplasmic stress granule.